CCUCUCCACUGUUACACCCUUCUGAGCAGUGAUCGGUCCCAGCAGCAGAGGGGUCCCUGUGCCCAACAUCUGAACCCAAACCUUCAGAGGGUUGAGAGGCCAAGGAGGGGCCUGCGGUUUGAGUGAGGACAGCUAUUUCGUAAAAGCAGAAUGCUCGCCACAGCCCGGGGCCAGGCCCGCUGAGUCAUGCCUAAGAGAGGAAGGAAAAGUCAAGAGCCCGAAGCCCCUUGGAUUCCAAGCUGGCCCAGGCCUCCAGCGUGAUGUGGCUGAAGUCAUUGCCCAAUGAGCACAGGCUGAGGUGCCCGGGGACACGGCUGCUCGGUGGGACCGGCACUCCCACGGUCGGCUGUCCCAGAGUCCGAGCUCGCUGGCUGGCGGAGAUGCCUGCCCCAGGCCUGGCGAUGGCGAGUGGCCAGGUGCUCCCGGCCUUCCUGCUCUGCAGCGCACUGCUCAUCAUGAAGAUGUACGUGGUAGCUGUCAUCACAGGCCAAGUGAGGCUUCGGAAGAAGGCUUUUGCCAACCCCGAGGAUGCCCUGAGACACGGGGGUCCCCAGUACUGCCGGAGUGACCCGGAUGUGGAGCGUUGCCUCAGGGCUCACCGGAACGACAUGGAGACCAUCUAUCCCUUCCUCUUUCUGGGCCUUGUCUACUCUUUCCUGGGCCCUAACCCUUUCGUGGCCUGGCUGCACUUCCUUGUCUUCCUCGUGGGCCGCAUGGUACACACUGUGGCCUACCUGGGCCAGCUGCGGGCGCCCAUCCGCUCCGUGUCCUACACCCUGGCCCAGCUCCCCUGCGCGUCCAUGGCCCUGCAGAUCCUCUGGGAGGCAGCCCGCCACCUGUGAGCAGCAGCUGACACCUCCUCGGCCACCAGACUGGGAUGAAAGCCACUGUGGCUAUACCUGCAGACUUGGUGUCACUUCCAGAUUGGAUAGUUCCAAGUCCUGGUUUCCUGGCCACCCAUGAAUGAUGGGUCUGGGCCCAGUGGGCCUCUCGGUGUGAGUGUGUGCAUGAAUGUGCGUCCAGGUUUAUGAGACCUUUGAAUUCCUUAGAAAGUUGUUCAGCUUAAAUAACAGAGUGUUAGACAUUGCUUUCCUAGCUGGGCACCAGUGGCUCGUGCUUAUAAUCCUAGCUACUUGAGAGGUUGAGAUCAG
Molecule: messenger RNA, 1151 nt
Organism: Castor canadensis (American beaver)
Lineage: Eukaryota; Metazoa; Chordata; Mammalia; Rodentia; Castoridae
Gene: Ptges
Product: prostaglandin E synthase
Biological process (GO): prostaglandin biosynthetic process
Cellular component (GO): membrane
Molecular function (GO): prostaglandin-E synthase activity
Source: RefSeq, a predicted model, not a curated record